Molecule: messenger RNA, 687 nt
Organism: Penicillium angulare
Lineage: Eukaryota; Fungi; Ascomycota; Eurotiomycetes; Eurotiales; Aspergillaceae
Product: HesB/IscA family protein
Exons: 2
Coding region: 1-687 (228 amino acids)
Biological process (GO): iron-sulfur cluster assembly
Cellular component (GO): mitochondrion
Molecular function (GO): 2 iron, 2 sulfur cluster binding; iron ion binding; 4 iron, 4 sulfur cluster binding
Source: RefSeq, a predicted model, not a curated record
AUGACUCGACCACUCUGGUCAUCCGCUCCAGCUCGCCGACUCUCCCAACAACCCUGCCGAUUCCUCUCUUCUCGGCCUGCGGCACGACUCUCUACAUUCUCCGUCGGCGAAGUCACUCCUCUCCGGAAAACAACCCUCGCCUCUACACCGCGAUAUGAACGAUCUAUUUCACAGUCCUUGAUUACGAACUCUCACUUGCGUGCGCCUAUUGCUUCAUUUUCGUCUUCGUCGGUGAGACAGGCUACCAAGGUAGUACAGAACCCGCGCGCGGGAGAAGAUGGGGAAACAUUGAUGGUUGAGAUCUCUCCUCGUGCUGUUGAGCGUCUUCGUGAAAUCACCGACCCAACAUCUUCACCUUCCGCCAUUAAAGAAGAAAACCCCUACCAUCAUCUCCGUAUCACUGUUACCAGUGGCGGUUGUCACGGUUUCCAAUACAUGAUGUCUCUCGAAUCAGCGUCCAAGGUUGACGCGGAGGAAGACACGAUUUUCGAAGGCGAGGCAGAGGGCGCAGCAGCCGAGUCUGCCGGAGAAGCCAAAGUCGUUAUGGACGAACCCUCUUUGGAGCUUCUCUCUGGAAGUACAGUUGAUUAUACGACCGAGCUGAUUGGAAGCCAGUUUAAGAUCGUUGAUAACCCACGGGCAACAAGUAACUGUGGGUGUGGAACGAGUUUCGAUGUGAAUGGUUGA